CCUCAAUCACGACAACUAACCAGCAGCACACCGACGCCCGCGAUGUCUCGGCCUACCGUCACUAUCAUCUCCGGAAGCGGAGAGGCUUCCAAGGACACCAUCUCCGUCCCCAAUGUCUUCAAGGCCCCUAUCCGCCCGGACAUUGUCCACACAGUUCACACUGGCAUGAACAAGAACCGCCGUCAACCCUAUGCUGUUUCCGAGAAGGCCGGUCACCAGACCUCUGCUGAGUCCUGGGGUACUGGACGUGCUGUUGCCCGUAUCCCCCGUGUGUCCGGUGGAGGAACCCACCGUGCCGGUCAGGCUGCUUUCGGUAACAUGUGCCGUUCCGGUCGCAUGUUCGCUCCUACCAAGGUCUGGAGGAAAUGGCACCAGAAGAUCAACCUGAACCAGAAGCGUUUCGCCACCGCCUCUGCCAUUGCCGCCUCCUCCAGUGCUGCUCUCCUCAUGGCCCGUGGCCACAACGUUUCCACCGUCCCAGAGGUUCCCCUUGUCGUUGCCUCUACUGCUUUCGCCAACGGUGCCAUCGCCAAGACAUCCGCCGCUUUCGCUCUGUUGCAGGCUGUCGGUGCCGGUGCUGAUGUCGAGAAGGUCAAGAAGUCCAAGAAGCUCCGUGCUGGUAAGGGUAAACUUCGUGGUCGCCGUCACAGGCAGCGCCGCGGUCCCCUCGUCAUCUACAACCCCGACGAGGAUGGCAAAGAGCUCGUUACUGCUUUCCGCAACCUUCCCGGUGUUGAGACUUCCUCCGUGUACUCUCUCAACCUCCUCCAGCUCGCCCCCGGUGGUCACCUCGGCCGCUUGAUUGUCUGGACUUCCUCCGCCUUCUCCGCCCUCGACAAGGUCUACGGCUCCACCACCGAGCCCUCAGCCUUGAAGAAGGACUUCCUCCUUCCUUCCGCCGCCAUGAAGCAGCCCGAUCUCUCCAAGAUCAUCAACUCCAGCGACGUCCAGAAGGUUCUCCGUCCCGUCCGUGGCGGUGCCAUCACUAAGCGCACCAACGUCCAGAAGAAGAACCCUCUCCGCAACUUCCAGGUGCAACUCCGCCUCAACCCCUACGCGGCUGCCUUCUCCAAGAACAAGGAGGGCUCCAAGAAGGUCGACGGCGGCAAGCCCGUGCGUGUUGGCAGCGAGUACGUGGAGCAGAUCCACGAGAACUAA
Messenger RNA from Periconia digitata, 1158 nucleotides. Lineage: Eukaryota; Fungi; Ascomycota; Dothideomycetes; Pleosporales; Periconiaceae. The record is from the annotation of a GenBank genome assembly.